Messenger RNA from Ipomoea triloba (trilobed morning glory), 3723 nucleotides. Its product is annotated as ABC transporter B family member 19-like. NCBI's taxonomy places the organism in Eukaryota, Viridiplantae, Streptophyta, Magnoliopsida, Solanales, Convolvulaceae. Gene Ontology annotation, cellular component: membrane. The transcript has 9 exons. The record is from RefSeq and is a predicted model, not a curated record. Bases 1 to 3723 code for a protein of 1240 amino acids. Gene Ontology annotation, molecular function: ABC-type transporter activity; ATP binding; ATP hydrolysis activity. Gene Ontology annotation, biological process: transmembrane transport.
AUGAAGGUUGUUAAUGAGUAUAGAAAUGUGAAGGAAGAAGAAGCAGCAAGAGAGAAGAAGUGUGUGGCUCAAACAUUGCCAUUCCACAGGCUGCUGAGCUAUGCUGAUGGAGUGGACUGGACACUCAUGGCUUUAGGCACCUUGGGGUCUAUAGUCCAUGGCCUCGCCCAGCCUGUUGGGUAUCUUCUGCUUGGCAAAGCCCUCAAUGCUUUUGGGGCCAAUAUUCAUGAUACUGAUGCCAUGGUUCACUCCCUCAAAAAGAUUGUUCCAUAUGUCUGGUACAUGGCCUUUGCCACAUUCCCUGCUGGAGUACUAGAGAUUGGAUGCUGGAUGUAUGCAAGCCAGAGACAAGUUUCGCGUCUGAGAUUGGAUUUCUUGACAGCAGUCCUCAGACAGGAUAUUGGAACUUUUGAUACUGAUUUAACAAGUGGGAAAAUAAUCCUAGGAAUUAGCAACCACAUGUCAGUCAUACAAGACACUAUUGGAGAAAAGUUGGGGCAUUUUUUGUCCUGCUUUGCCACUUUCUUUUCGGGUGUCUUUAUCGCUUUCAUAUCCUGCUGGGAGGUGUCUCUGCUUGCACUGUUGGUUGUUCCCAUCAUACUGUUAACUGGUGCUACUUACACAAAGAAAAUGAACUCCAUUUCAGUUAUAAAAACCACAUACCUGUCAGAAGCCACUGCAAUGGUAGAGCAGACAAUCUCCCAAAUCAAAACAGUAUUUGCUUUUGUUGGAGAGAAGUUGGCAGUGAGGUCAUUUACAGAAUGCAUAGAGAGGCAAUUCAAAAUAAGCAAGAAAGAAGCACUGAUAAAGGGGUUUGGAACAGGCAUGUUUCAAGCUAUAACAUUCUGUUCCUGGGCUCUGAUUGUUUGGGUUGGAGCCGUCGUCGUAACCGCCAAGAGAGCAAGCGGAGGAGAUGUAAUAGCUGCAGUUAUGAGCAUUCUGUUUGGAGCAAUAUCUCUCACUUAUGCUGCCCCAGACAUGCAAAUAUUCAAUCAAGCAAAAGCAGCUGGAAAGGAAGUGUUUGAUGUAAUCCAAAGAAAGCCAACUAUAAGUUCAGAAACAGAAGGGAAAACCAUGGAAAUUAUUGAUGGCAAUAUUGAUAUCUGUGAUGUACAUUUUGCCUAUCCAUCCAGGCCAGAAAAAUUGGUUCUUCAGGGCUUUUCACUGUCAAUUCCAGCUGGAAAGGUUGUGGCACUUGUGGGAAGUAGUGGGUGUGGCAAAAGCACUAUCAUCUCACUAGCAAUGAGAUUCUAUGAUCCCGUCAAAGGUGAGAUUCUUUUUGACAACCAGAGCAUUAAGGAUCUUGAUUUGAGGUUUCUGAGGAGAAACAUAGGAGUGGUUUCCCAGGAACCAUCACUUUUCAGUGGCAACAUCAUGGACAACAUCAGAGUCGGAAACAUGGAUGCAGAUGAUCAACAGAUCGAACGAGCAGCAAUCAUGGCAAAUGCUCAUUCUUUCAUAUCCCAGUUACCAGACCAGUAUCUAACCGAGGUAGGACAAAGGGGUUUUCAGUUAUCAGGUGGACAGAAGCAGAGAAUUGCAAUAGCAAGAGCAAUCUUGAAAAACCCGCCAAUUCUGUUGCUCGAUGAGGCCACUAGCGCCCUCGAUACAGAAUCAGAGAAGCUUGUUCAAGAUGCACUCGAGGCAGCAAUGGAGGGGAGAACAGUCAUCUUGAUUGCACACAGAGUGUCAACCGUUGUAAAUGCAGACAUGAUUGUAGUUGUUGAGGAUGGAAAAGUUACCGAGACAGGAAAACAUCAUGAGUUAAUCGCUAAAAGUACAUUUUACAACAGCUUAUUCACCAUGCAGGACAUCAGCCAAGAUACCGAGAAAAGGGCUGGACAUACUGCAGAAGAAAACGAAGCUAUCGAGCAAAAGGGCUCACCUCAAAGCACAUUUCUUGAAGAUUCUCGAAGAAACGAGGAAGAAGAAGAAGAAAGAAAAGACUUAGACAUAUUCUUCAGAAUCUGGUAUGGCUUGAAAAGGAAAGAUGUCAUUAGGACUGCUAUUGGCUCAUUGGCAGCAGCUUUUUCGGGCAUUUCCAAACCAGUUUUUGGAUUCUUCAUCAUAACAAUUGGAGUAGCAUAUUAUGACAGUGACGCGAAGCAAAAAGUUGGAUGGUACUCGCUCGUCUUUGCUUCAAUAGGACUUCUUUCAUGGUUCACCAAUACUUUGCAGCAUUACUUAUAUGGAGUAGUUGGAGAGAAAGCCAUGACAAACCUCAGAAAUUCUUUGUACUCAGCCACACUUGAGAAUGAGUUAGCUUGGUUUGAGAGGCCAGAAAACAAUGUGGGGUCAUUGACAUCAAGGAUUGUGAAUGAAACAUCAACAGUCAAGAUCAUAAUCUCGGACCGAAUGUCUGUUAUAGUCCAAUGCAUCUCGUCCAUAGUGAUUGCAACGACUGUGAGCAUGAGAGUCGAUUGGAGAAUGGGGCUGGUAGCGUGGGCGGUGAUGCCAUGCCACUUCAUUGGCGGCCUGAUUCAAGCCAAGUCUGCUAAAGGCUUUUCGGGUGACAGUUCUGCAGCACAUUCUGAAGUCGUUAGCCUCGCUUCAGAAUCUGCAGCCAACAUCAAAACAGUCGUGUCGUUUUGCCACGAGGAGCACGUGGUUAAGAAGGCGAGAGUGUCGUUGCAGCCACAGUUGCAUAGAAGCAGGAAAGAGAGCAUCAAAUUCGGGAUCAUUCAAGGCACAUCUCUUUGCCUGUGGAAUAUCGCCCAUGCUGUUGCCUUAUGGUACACGACGUUGCUAGUACAGAGAAACCAAUCCAGCUUUCUGAAUGCCAUAAGAUCAUACCAAAUUUUCUCCCUCACAGUGCCCUCCAUCACAGAAUUGUGGACACUCAUACCCACUGUUUUAUCAGCCAUUGGCAUUCUAAAACCUGUGUUCCAAACGCUUGACAGACGCACACAGAUCGAACCAGACAAACCCGAAGAUUCAUCCUCAGAGAGCAUCAAAGGGGAAGUUGAGUUUAAAGCCAUCAAGUUCCAUUACCCAUCAAGACCAGAAGUAAUGGUACUUAACAAAUUCAACCUGCGAAUCGAGGCUGGAACGAAAGUUGCCCUCGUUGGGCCAAGCGGGGCUGGGAAGUCUUCUGUUAUUGCCCUUCUGCUUAGAUUUUAUGACGUUGAUGAAGGACAAGUUCUGAUUGAUGGAAAAGAUGUAAGAGAUUACAAUCUCAGAAAAUUAAGGGCUCAGAUUGGUUUGGUGCAGCAGGAGCCACUUCUGUUCUGCUGCUCCAUCAGAGAGAACAUCUGUUAUGGGAGUGAAAGAGCUUCUGAAACAGAGAUAAUAGAGGUCUCAAAAGCAGCAAACAUACACACAUUUAUAAGCAAUUUGCCAGAAGGAUAUGACACUGUUGUGGGGGAGAAAGGCUCCCAGCUUUCUGGAGGGCAAAAGCAGAGAAUAGCCAUAGCAAGAGCACUGCUUAAAAGGCCCGCAAUAAUGCUACUAGACGAAGCUACAAGCGCCCUAGAUUCAGGAUCCGAAAGAGCUGUCGUGAGUGCACUGGAAUCAUUACAGCACCACAAGUUUGGUCGAUCAUCGCCUUCCAAAAUGACACAGAUCACGGUGGCACACCGGCUAUCCACAGUAGUUAACUCAGACAUCAUAGUUGUUAUGGACAAAGGUUGUGUUGUAGAAAUGGGAAGCCACUCAACCCUGACCUCAGAACCUGAUGGUGUCUAUUCUAGACUUGUUAGCCUGCAAAGCAUGAAAGAUCACUAA